Eptesicus fuscus (big brown bat) is the source of this 816-nucleotide messenger RNA. RefSeq names its product ret finger protein like 4A (gene RFPL4A). The record is from RefSeq and is a predicted model, not a curated record. NCBI's taxonomy places the organism in Eukaryota, Metazoa, Chordata, Mammalia, Chiroptera, Vespertilionidae. Bases 1 to 816 code for a protein of 271 amino acids. The transcript has 2 exons. Gene Ontology annotation, molecular function: protein binding.
AUGGCCCAGCAAUUUAAGGAAGCCGCCCGCUGCCGCGUCUGCCUCAUGUACUUGGAGGACCCGGUGAAGCUCAAGUGCGGCUUCGACUGCUGCCGCCGGUGCCUGGCCGGCCUGCCCAAGGCGCCGGACGGGGAGGGGGUGCUGUGCUUCAACUGCUCCCAGGUCUCUCGGAAGAAGCACAUCAAGCCCAACAGGCUGCUGGGCAGGCUGGCGGCCAAGGUCAAGGAGCUGGAGCCCCAGCUGACAUCCAUCCUGACGAUGGACCCCAGGAUUCGCAAGUUCCGGGUGGACAUGACCUUGGACCUGGACACCGCCCACAACUACCUCGUCAUCUCGGAGGACCUGCGGCGGGUCCGCAUCGGGGGUGACCCACAGGGGCGCCCAGCCCACCCCGGGAGAUUCAACGACUCCCCCUGCGUCCUGGGCGCCGCCCGCUUCACCUCGGGCCGCCACUACUGGGAGGUGGACGUGGCGAGCAGCCGCGAGUGGAGCGUGGGCCUCUGCCGGGAGGCGGCGCCCCGGCAGGGCGAGGUGGUGCUCUCCGCCGAGCUGGGCUUCUGGACCGUGAGCUGCAGCGACGGCGACAAGUUCGUGGCCGGCACCCAGCCCCCCUUGGGGCUCCUGGUCCAGCCGCGCCUGCGCCGCCUCGGCCUCUUCCUGGACGUGGAGCUGGAGACCUUCUCCUUCUAUCACGCGGCCGACGGGUCCCACGUGUUCACAUUCCCCGCCGUUGCGGCCGCGGAGCCCCUGCGCCCCUUCUUCGGGCCUGCGGGCUCCUCCGAGGACGGCGAGAGCUGGCUGGCCGUCUGUCCCUGA